Puccinia triticina is the source of this 198-nucleotide messenger RNA. RefSeq lists its product as uncharacterized. The record is from RefSeq and is a predicted model, not a curated record. The coding region runs from base 1 to 198 and encodes 65 amino acids. The transcript is spliced from 2 exons. Lineage: Eukaryota; Fungi; Basidiomycota; Pucciniomycetes; Pucciniales; Pucciniaceae.
AUGUCCUCCCCAGCGCCUUGGCGCAUAAUACUUGUUGAUUGGCCAUCCCAGCCCGACAAGAGCAACGAACACGCCCAGCAAGACCAUCCGAUGGCGAGGGUGCUGCUUAGCGGCGUGCGGAACUUGCGGUUCUUACAGGUUCGAGGCUUUGGGCUCGAUUGCUCCUGCUUGUUUCUCUUUUGCGAAACGAUCCAAUAA